This is a messenger RNA of Ailuropoda melanoleuca (giant panda), 2495 nucleotides long. It is a transcript of the gene LINGO4, whose product is annotated as leucine rich repeat and Ig domain containing 4. The record is from RefSeq and is a predicted model, not a curated record. Bases 105 to 1964 code for a protein of 619 amino acids. Gene Ontology annotation, molecular function: protein binding. The transcript is spliced from 2 exons. NCBI's taxonomy places the organism in Eukaryota, Metazoa, Chordata, Mammalia, Carnivora, Ursidae. Gene Ontology annotation, cellular component: plasma membrane.
ACAGCAGCCACAGUGGGCAGGCAGGCGGGAGGGCGGCGGGCGGCCGGCAGCGAGGAGUGAGACACUCCAGGAAGUACAGCCCCCUGCCCCGGGGUGCAGCUUGAAUGGGACGGCCCCCAGCCCUGCACAGAUGCGGGGUCCAACUUGAUGCCGCCCUCCAGCUUCUCCGGACUGCACAGGGGAUGGCUACGGCCACAGCCCCAAAGCGAGCCUGGCCCCCAUGGCCCCCUCUCCUGUUCCUGUUCCUCCUGCCCGGAGGGAGCUGUGGCGGGUGCCCUGCUGUCUGCGACUGCACAUCCCGGCCCCGGGCAGUGCUCUGUGCCCAUCGGCGACUGGAGGCUGUGCCUGGGGGACUCCCACUGGACACUGAGCUCCUGGACCUGAGUGGGAAUCGCCUGUGGGCGCUUCAGCGGGGCAUGCUCUCCCGCCUGGGCCUGCUCCAGGAGCUGGACCUCAGCUACAACCAGCUGUCCACCCUGGAGCCUGGAGCCUUCCACGGCCUCCAAAGCCUACUCACCCUGAGGCUGCAGGGCAAUCGGCUUCGAAUCAUGGGGCCCGGGGUCUUCUCAGGCGUGUCUGCCCUCAGGCUGCUGGACCUCCGCCUCAACCAGAUUGUCCUGUUCCUUGACGGAGCCUUUGGGGAGCUUGGCAGCCUCCAGCAGCUGGAGGUGGGGGACAACCACCUGGUGUUUGUGGCUCCAAGGGCCUUCGCAGGGCUGGCCAAGCUGAGCACCCUCACGCUGGAGCGUUGCAACCUCAGCACAGUGCCUGGCCUGGCCCUGGCCCGCCUCCCAGCACUGGUGGCCCUAAGGCUUCGAGAACUGGACAUUGGGAGGCUGCCAGCCGGGGCACUCCGGGGGCUGGGGCAGCUAAAGGAGCUGGAGAUCCACCACUGGCCAUCUCUGGAGGCUCUGGAGCCCAGAAGCCUGGUCGGACUCAAUCUCAGCAGCCUGGCCAUCACCCGCUGUAAUCUGAGCUCGGUGCCCUGCCAAGCCCUCCAGCACCUGAGCUUCCUCAGGGUCCUGGAUCUGUCUCAGAACCCCAUCUCAGCCAUCCCAGCACGAAGGCUCAGCGCUCUGGUGCGGCUGCAGGAGCUACGACUGUCAGGCGCGUGCCUCACCUCCAUCGCUGCCCAUGCCUUCCACGGCUUGACUGCUUUCCAUCUCCUGGACGUGGCCGAUAACGCCCUGCAGACACUAGAGGAAACAGCCUUCCCUUCCCCAGACAAACUCGUCACCCUGAGGCUGUCUGGCAACCCCUUGACCUGUGACUGCCGCCUCCGCUGGCUGCUCCGGCUCCGCCGCCACCUGGACUUCGGCACGUCACCCCCCGCCUGUGCUGGCCCCCGGCACGUCCAGGGGAAGAGCCUGAGGGAGUUUUCAGACAUCCUACCUCCGGGGCACUUCACCUGCCAACCGGCCCUGAUCCGAAAGUCCGGGCCGAGGUGGGUCAUUGCAGAGGAGGGGGGGCAUGCUGUUUUCUCCUGCUCCGGAGACGGAGACCCAGCCCCGGCCGUCUCCUGGAUGAGGCCUUGGGGGGCUUGGCUGGGAAGGGCUGGGAGAGUGAGGGUCCUAGAGGACGGGACGCUGGAGAUCCGCUCAGUGCAGCUACAGGACAGAGGGGCUUAUGUCUGCGUGGUCAGCAAUGUUGCUGGGAAUGACUCCCUGACGACCUGGCUAGAAGUAAUCCAGGUUGAACCACCAAAUGGCACUCUCUCUGACCCCAAUAUCACCACGCCGGGGAUCCCAGGGCCCUUCUUCCUGGACAGCAGGGGCGUCGCUAUGGUGCUGGCGGUUGGCUUCCUCCCCUUCCUCACCUCAGUGACCCUCUGCUUUGGCCUCAUUGCCCUCUGGAGCAAGGGCAAAGGCCGGGUCAAACAUCACACGACCUUUGACUUUGUGGCCCCUCGGCCCUCUGGGGAUAAGAACUCUGGGGGUAACCGGGUCACUGCCAAGCUCUUCUGACCUUUCCUUCCACGUUGGAAUUCCAGCUAAGCCACCUUCAGAUACCAAAAUGGAAGAAGACCAAGGCUGCUUGGACCAGAACCUAGUCCCACACCUGCCUGCAUCGUGCCGGCAGCUGAUGGUGCUCCCGACGGUCGGCCUCGCUCUGCUUUUGCAGUUUGAGGGUCCCAGGGAGCAGAAGACGUACCUCCAUAGUCAGCCCAGCCCUCCCCCCACCCCCCCAACAAAGCAAAACACGUCCCCAAGGCUCCAGUCUACUUGUUCGUACACACUUACACCCUCUAACAAUCACUACCAACUGCCGACCGCAGCUGUAAGAUUAUUGCAGAGGUGAGGCUGGGAAGUGCCGCUUGCUUCUCGGAUUUUCUGCUCCUCAACCAGGCCGUCUCCCUCUUUUUUUCUGCUCUGUCCCCUCCCCAGGCACAAGAAACUAGGGCCAAAUACCCCAGGCUAAGAAGAUAUGAGUGUGCAAGGGGGGUGGGGACAGACUACACAUUGGCGCUAUGUCUGCAUGAGCCUCCAAUACCUGCC